This is a messenger RNA of Daldinia childiae, 207 nucleotides long. RefSeq lists its product as uncharacterized. NCBI's taxonomy places the organism in Eukaryota, Fungi, Ascomycota, Sordariomycetes, Xylariales, Hypoxylaceae. The coding region runs from base 1 to 207 and encodes 68 amino acids. The record is from RefSeq and is a predicted model, not a curated record. The transcript has 3 exons.
AUGGGUGGCCAGAACAGAGAAGGCGGCAAAGUCAAGCCCUUGAAGGCUGCGAAGAAGCAAAACAAGGAGUACGACGACGAGGACAAGGCUCACCAAGAGAAGAUGAGACAGCAAGAGAAGGAGCGCAAAGAGAUGGCCAAGAUGGCUGGUGGAAAAGGACCAUUGAGCACCGGUGGACAGGGUAUCAAGAAGAGCGGCAAGAAAUAA